This is a messenger RNA of Angiostrongylus costaricensis, 888 nucleotides long. Lineage: Eukaryota; Metazoa; Nematoda; Chromadorea; Rhabditida; Metastrongylidae. The record is from the annotation of a GenBank genome assembly.
AUGAAUGAACGUGCAUCGACGCACUUCAGUACUAUUAAGGAAGGAGACUAUGUAGUUGUUCAGAAAGUCGGUGGAGAACAUAUUCGUGUCAUGCGACUAGCAUCUAAACAGAAAGUACUCAUCGAAAAGCUCAAGUUCGAUGCUGAGAGCGUUUUUGGGCAUCCGUAUGGUCUCUUUGAGGUAUCGUCCGGUAAAGCUAUGCCAGUGUGUGCUUCACGAAUAGAUCGAGAAGAAGGUGUGUCGAAGUUAGUGGAAGGUAGCAAAUCAUUCAGUACUCGAACGGAAUAUAGCAAGAACAAAUAUAUAAGGCGAAAAACAAAGAAGCAUUCCGACAGGGUGCUUAUUUUGAAGCCUACAAUACGCCUUCUUGCUUGUUCUUACUACAUUAAGGACUGUAUCCGCGUUUCCAACUUAAGGGUGGAUCAAUUAGGCAUGAUUUUGCAAUUGGCUGGAGUCCAUCACGGGAAAAAUGUUCUCGUCUUUGACCAGGUAUUAGGGGUGGUUUCCGCCGCAGUCAUCGAUAGACUUGGAGGAGAUGGUUCUUGUAUUCAUCUACAUCGCGGAAUCAUAGCUCAGUCUAUACCAUGCGUACAUUGUAUGGACUUCAGCGAAAAGGUAUUUCUUAAUGGGUUUUUUUUCAGUGUUGUGGAUUAUAUUGUCCGUAGGGUGGGGGCUUACAGUGUUGCUCUAAAUCUAUCAAAUUUCCCACUAACUUUGAUUACUACCUUAUGCGUUGAUCCAGUGUCCGUUUUGGAGACAGUAUUUCAAAAAUUACGCCCGUGUGGGCGCCUCUUACCACUGCACCACCCGCGCCCUACGAAAAUGAAAUAUUCAAACUUUUGUCAGUUGCUCAGCGGUAUUAAAGUUAUACCUACUGGUCUGCCAUAG